Messenger RNA from Anopheles darlingi, 2632 nucleotides. RefSeq lists its product as uncharacterized. Bases 598 to 1524 code for a protein of 308 amino acids. The record is from RefSeq and is a predicted model, not a curated record. The transcript has 4 exons. Lineage: Eukaryota; Metazoa; Arthropoda; Insecta; Diptera; Culicidae.
GUACGCGAAAGGUGCGCUCAGUAUUUUCUGAUACGUUCUUCCAACGUGGCGCACGACGACGUUCGGAUAAACGAAAGCCUUGCGGGUCGUUAUGCUUUCAGACAAACAGAAAAACAAACUGGCGUAGCCGUGCCUUGUUAUCCACCAUUCAAUCGGCCGCAUUGCAUAUGGUUUCGUCCCGAAGCAUCUUCUAGUGGUACAAUUGGUGUUUAUUUUUGCUGGGAAACAGUAUUCCUCCCAACAGUUUGUGAGUAACAGUUAGUGAUAACUUACAACUUAACCGAAGCCAUAGAGCUGUCCUGUGAGGAAACUAGAGUAAUCUACUGUUAACAGAAUAGCAAGGACACUGACUGUCGACGAGUUGGAUACUCGGUCUGGUGUUGGCAAUCGUUUGUGCAGCUAAGCAACCCAAUCCGACCCACUCUGACUUCCCAGACCGAACGUGUAGUGUGUUAGCUGCUUGUGGCCGAUAUAAUCGGACGGCUAAAAAGUGAUUGUUCGUUCGCAACCGAGUGUAGGACUGUGAUCAAAUAGGCGAACGAGUGCUUGAGGUGGUCCGAGAUCCGUCCAACCACCGACAUCUCACAACCCAAAAGGAUGCUUCCCAUCAUCGCGAACUGUGGGAAGUUCUACAACCGGCUCAGCAUUCUCGUGACUGUCUUCAUCACCGUGAAUCUUGCCCGGAUAAGAGCGGAAAAUUGUGGCCAGGAGGAGCUGGCCAAGUGCGUCCGUCCGUUCCAGGUGAUACAAUCGGCCUCGGAUCUGUCCAUUGCAACGAAGCGCGAGGACCUCGAUAGAGUAUGCCCUGAUCUGAAUCACGGACUACAGUGCAUUCGCAGCUAUACCCGACGCUGUAUGAAUCUGGAACAGCGAAACCAUUUUAAUCAGCUGUACAACGGCACGCAUCAGUUCGUGCGCGACCUCUGCCGGGAGGGCGAAUAUCAGAAAGAGUUCCUGGCCCACGCGCCCUGCCUGCAGUUGGUCCGGCCAGACUACGAGGUGUGUGGCCGUCGCUAUCACCAAACCGUCAUCGCCAUUACGCAGCAGGUGCAGCCAGCGGAACAUCACCACCAUCAUCAUCAACACCAUCACGAUCAUGAGCAUCACCAGCAGCAGCAGCAGCAGCAGCAAUUGCAGCAGGAACAGAAUGUACGACGUCACAGAAGAAACCAUCAUACCGCCAGCCGGACAGAGGAGGACGAUGUGCAAAAGGUGUGCUGCUCGUUUCUGGAGUACCUGGACUGCUCGGAAGCUGCGGCCAAAAAGACGUGCGGAUGGGAAACGGCCAAGUUCACCCGCGGUUUUUUGGAUAAAAUGUCCUCAACGUUGAUCAAGAUGUACUGCGAAGAUUACUACAAAUCGAACAAAUGUCCUUCGAUGUACUCGUCCGCGGCGUCGAGUACGUGGAAUCGCCUGCAUAGCGUUGCCCUGAUGCUGAUUCCGACGGUGGUUAGCACACUCCACACCACGUCGACCUCCUGGUGGACGUUACGAUCGACGGGAGUCCUUCAAACGUUACGAUAAUCGGCAGGCCGGACAUACCCCAGGGGGGCACGGUUCCAAAAUGUUAGUUUCAAGGUUCGCCAACGACUAGCUGGCCAGUCCAUUGGUUGCUUCCCCUACGUUACAGCUCUCCACCAGCUCUGCACGAUUCCCGUUGGCGAUCUACUCAGCUUGCAUGCUAAAAUAGCGUCUGGAGAUGGUAGACACGAUUGGGCGCUCGAAGGAGAAGGCAAGGGAGCGGUAGCUAGUGCCGCCGAAUGACAAAUUAACUUUAAGUAACCAACAAUCAACCCUUCUCACGCCCUACACGUCGCACGGCAAGACCAUGCUCGCGAUUGGCGCAAGAUUGGCAAAUUGAACUCGUUCGCUGGUCAAGUGCGGUCGUGGCAAACAUUGGAAAGGGGAACGGGGCGAGGGGAGGGUGAUUGCGCAGAAUAGUAUUUCAUCAUCUCAUCACCAACUCAUCACCGAGCAUAUGUGUGUGGGCUAGCCGGCAGAUAGUGCGCCACUAGUAUGCUGCUAGUGAGACCACAAUACCCAUACCAAUGAAUGGAAUUAAGGUUAAUUUAUUUAUUGGAGACAAACAUCACCGGGAGUUUACCGGGUGCGGUAGCGGUCGGUGAAACACAACGUCGGCGGCGGACAGAAGGCAGAAGAAACCCCUGGGAGACGACCACUGGAUGGUCGGUCGAAGGUCUCCGCGAGUCACUAAAAACUAAACUAGCAAAUGUACGAUAACGCUUACGAAGACAGAACCCUUCGUCAUCGUCCAAAUAUGUGCAAUGUAGAUAUAAGGUGUAGAGUUAGUAAUGAAAGUAAAUGUAGCAAUUCCAAAACACGGUAAGAUAGACUAUUGUUAACGCUGGGAAUCGAUCCCGUGGUGUGUUGCAAAAACAAUUAUGUUUCUUUGUCCAAUGAUACGAAUCUGCUGCGCCGUAGUCGCUAUCGUACGUGAUAUUCCAUUCUGAGCGUAGACUCGAUACCUGGCAGGAGUAAAACCUGGCAGGCAGCUUUAUUGGUAGGAAUUAAAGCAAAACUCAAUAGAAUGAUAAGCUAUUGAAAGACAAAGCCGGGGCGAAGAGAUUGCGUGAUUACUGAAUAAGAAAGAACUCAAUAAAAUAUUAAACAA